CUCUUUUUCUUCUUCUUUGAUUUAAAACCCCGAGCUUUCUCGAUUUCCCUCUCACUUCCUGGUCUCACCGCCAUGUCGAACACCGCCAAGCAAGGAUUCGUCUUCCUUCUUUUCUUUCUCCUCCACUCUCUGCCUCCUUCCGCCGCCCAACCCACCCUCCGAAACGGCGAAAAUCCCUCUUACGCGCGUUUGAGCCCUUCCUUGGCCGCAGUCCUCGGCGUUCUGAUCGUCGCUUUGAUCCUUAUCGUUUUCUUCUCAAUUUACAUGCGAAACCGCUAUGAUAACGCCAACGGAAGCAGCGUCAACCACGUUAACGGCGGAGCCGCCCGUUCGCGGCGCGGGUCGCGUGGACUUGACGCGUCGGUGAUAGAGACUUUCCCGACUAUGGUUUACUCCGAGGUUAAGGCUCAUAAGAUUGGCAAAGGAGCUCUUGAGUGCGCUGUGUGUUUGAAUGAAUUCGAAGUCGACGAAACGCUGCGUUUAAUGCCUAAAUGCGACCAUGCUUUUCAUACCGAAUGUAUCGACGCUUGGUUGGCUUCUCAUACUACUUGUCCCGUUUGUAGAGCUAAUCUCGCUCCUCAACCGGGUGAACCCGUAGUGAGUCAGCCCACUGAGUUGAACGAAACCGGCGCCGAGACAGACCUCGAAGCUCAAAACGUCAGCAGUGACUCAGAACCGGAAGAAGAAAGGAGAAUAAACAACAAUAACGUCAACAGUGUCGCAGAACCUCAAGUUGCAUCAGAGGUUGGACCGAUCGGUUUGAACCGAACUUUAAACAGAAACCGUACACGUGGAUCGAUAUCUUCCCGUACGCGUAAACUCCUCGUCCCGCGAUCUCAGUCAACCGGUCACUCUUUGGUCCAGCCGGGUGAAAGUACCGACCGAUUCACUCUGCGAUUGCCGGCUGAAAUUCGAAACCAGUUAACAAAUCAGAAGUUGAACCGGGCCACGAGCUUGGUUUUGCCCAAGGAAAGCAGUUCGAGCCGAGGAUAUCGAGCCGCGGAAGACGAUGGAAGUAGUAGAGGCAGGUUUUUUAAUCGGCUCAACAAGAUUGACCGGGCAGCUAAGUCAGACCGGUGGCUUUUUAAUAUGUCACUUUCAUUUUUUAAUAGAGCGUCUUCUAUAAAAUCACCAGGUGCUAAUGGUGAAGGGAGCUCAAGUUUUCCGGUUGGACCGCGGGCUGACUCGAGCCGUCCUCAGGUCUAAUGG
This is a messenger RNA of Hibiscus syriacus, 1209 nucleotides long. Its product is annotated as E3 ubiquitin-protein ligase ATL6-like. The transcript has a single exon. Lineage: Eukaryota; Viridiplantae; Streptophyta; Magnoliopsida; Malvales; Malvaceae. The record is from RefSeq and is a predicted model, not a curated record. Bases 73 to 1206 code for a protein of 377 amino acids.